AUCAUAACUUCUCCUCAGAAAAGGAACUUGGCUUCAGCCCCUUGAUCAUUUUUUGUUCCUGUCUCUGAACGUUUCCAUCUCCACAAUAUCCUUUGUGAGAUGGGGCAAGCAGAACUGGGCAGUAUUCCAAGUGUGGCCACACCAAAGAGUUGAAUAAAGGAGUUAUGAUAUGGGCAAUUUUAUUUUCAAUUCCAGUCCUAAUGAUCAUCCCCCCCCCAGCUGUUGCACACUGGGUCCACAUUUGCACGGAACUGCCCACUGCAAGCCCAAGGUCUCAUUCCUGAUGAGUCGCCACCAGACCCCAUUCAUGUAUAUGUGAAAAAGGGAUAUAUAUAUAUUGUGCCUACAUGCAUUGCUUAUACUCUUGCUUACAUACAAUUGCAUUUGUCAUUUUACUGCCUGUUUCAUUCACCCAGUUUAGAUAUGCCCUUCUGGAGUGUCCAGCAAUCCUCUUUCCUUCUCACCACCCUAUGAGACAGACGGAUGCCAGCAACAUCCCCCAACAACAGCAGCAAUCUUGAGCAAGCAAGCAUGUCUAUCUCAACCACUGCUCACCCCCAAUUCUAGAUCAUGUAUGAACAAGUUAAAAAGCACAGGCUCCAACACUAAACAUCAGAAAAAACUUUCUGACAGUAAGAGCUGUUCAUCAGUAGAACAGUGUCCCUUGGAAGGUGGUGGACUCUCCUUCCUUGGUGGUUUUUAAGCAGAGGUUGGACGGCCGUCUUGUCAGGGAUGCUUUAGUUGAGAUCCCUGCAAUGCAGGGGGUUGGACUAGAUGACCCUCCGGGUCCCUUCCAACUCCACAAUUCUAUGAUACUGUUAUUCUAUACUGAUCCUUGGGGGAUUUGUCUUCCACCAGCUCAUAUCUAGCAUGACUGGGUGAUAAUACUAAUUUGUUGCUUAGUCAUGUCGGACUCUUCGUGACCCCAUGGACCAGAGCACGCCAGGCACUCCUGUCUUCCACUGGCUCCCGCAGUUUGGUCAAACUCAUGCUGGUAGCUUCGAGAACACUGUUCAACCAUCUCGUCCUCUGUCGUCCCCUUCUCCUUGUGCCCUCCAUCUUUCCCAACAUCAGGGUCUUUUCCAGGGAGUCUUCUCUUUUCAUGAGGUGGCCAAAGUAUUGGAGCCUCAGCUUCAGGAUCUGUCCUUCCAGUGAGCACUCAGGGCUGAUUACCUUCAGAAUGGAGAGGUUUGAUCUUCUUGCAGUCCAUGGGACUCUCAAGAGUCUCCUCCAGCACCAUAAUUAAAAAGCAUCAAUUCUUCGGUGAUCAGCCUUCUUUAUGGUCCAGCUCUCACUUCCAUACAUCACUACUGGGAAAAUAGUGUGGCGCAAAAAUGUAUAGGACAAGUUCAAAUACCUGCUGGAAAUGUAAAGAAAAAGAAGGUACCACUUAUCAUAUGUGGUGGUCGGUACCUACAAUUCCUAAUAAAAACGCUUCUGGUUGUUGUUGUUUUUUUAAAGGUUAUUUUAAACAUUUUCUUCAUUUCAUUAUAUAUCAUCUCCCAGAAAGCUUUUAUUACCUUACAAGUCCACCAAAGGAUUCUAAAGGAGCAAAAAAGACUAUUUAUGUAUGCAACAACAGCAGCAAAGAUGUUAUUAGCCCAGUGAUGGAAAGAAGAAAAAGUCCCUACCAGAGAGGAACGGCAAACCAAGUUGUUGGACUAUGCGGAAAUGGCAAAGCAGACUGGAAAACUCAGGAACCAAGAGGACAAAAACUUUAUAAAAGAAUGGGAAAACUUUAUAAGUUAUUUAGGAGAUCACUGUAAGCAGAUGGAAACACUGAAAGGAUUUUGAUUCCACUUGUAUUUUAACAAUUACCAUGGACAAUAUGGACUGGUAUAAAAGUUAGAGUUUGGAAGUAUAUGCAGCUGUAAAGGUUCAAAAUGGAACCCCAUGGAGGGGGUGGGGGGAAGUCGUGAGAUUCAGAGGAAUCUCUGCAUAUGGAUAUAUAUUCGGAUUAUUAUAAUUUUGUAUUUGUAAAAUAAAUAAAAAAUAUUUCAAAAUAAUAAAUAAAAUACCAAUAGUGUGGCAGGGGGCCCAAACUAUAUACACCAUUCCAAAGAAGGAAAGUCAUUGUGGUGGAAAACUCCUUCCCUGACCAACACCUACGUUUCAAGAGAGCCCCUGCAUAGGCAGAUGUAGGAUGUGGCGCUGUGGUCUAAACUACUGAGCCUCUUGGGUUUGCCAAUCAGAAGGUUGGCGGUUUGAAUCCCCGCAAUGGAGUGAGCUCCCAUUGCUCGGUCCCAGCUCCUGCCAACCCAGCAGUUCGAAAUCAUGCCAGUGCAAGCAGAUAAAUAGGUACCACUUUGGCGGGAAGGUAAAUGGCGUUUCCGUGCGCUGAAGAACUGCAUUGCAAAAUUCAAACAAAAGUGCGAAUUUUGAAAGAUAGUUUUGUUUUGUUUUGAAUAGUGCAAUUUGGGUAGUUUCUCAUGAAAAUGCAAACAAAAAUGAAAUUCUUCCCCAUCCCUAGGUGCCAUGCACCCUUCUGUAAUUCCGUCUCAUUAGUCAAACAAAAAUACAGCUUAUAAGGUAUUUGCGCUUUGGUUUCCGACAUGGUGUCCCGUUGCGCCAGAAGCUGUUUAGUCCUGCUGGCCACAAGACCUAGAAAAGCUGUCUGUGGACAAACACCAUCUCUCUCAGCCUGGAAGUGAGACGACUGCCGCAACCCCAUAGUCGCCUUUGACUGGCUUAACCAUCCAGGGGUCCUUUACCUUUUACCUUUGCUUCUCCCCACUCAGAGAAUCAUAGAAUUGUAGAGCUGGAAGGUACCCCAAGGAUCAUCUAGUCAUACGGGGAUUGAACCUGCAACCUUGGCAUUUUGAGGCCACACUCUAAUCAACUGAGCUAUCCAGCCUCAUUCAUGGAAGCCUCAGUCACACCUCAAUAUGGUUUAGCUGUAACCCAUAAUUGGAGCCGACUUAAGCAUCUUUCCAAAAGCCAAAGUCCAUUCUAAAAGCUGAACAACACAAACUGAGCAACUCACAAAAACGUUUUUUUUUUUAAAACAAGAACCAGCCCUAACCACCUAAUAAUGCUGCAAAUGUGUGACUGGUAUUGUGGUUGAAGAGAAGAGCUGCUCCGGAAAGAGAUGUUUGGCCAUCAGCUCAGGCUAUAGCAGCAAACCUCCAGUGCUCCUUCGACAGCCCUGCUCUCUGAGAGGCUUCUCUGCAGCCUUUGCUUGCCAAUGGAGGGCGAAGAUGGUUAUACUGCUUUGAACUUCCAGUCAAGGAGGGCUGCAUCAGGAACUGCCGCUGGAGCUCAGAAACAAGAUGCUUCUGGGCUUCCCUGUUGGUACCGGAUCACCCUGUGGGCAAGUGGCUUUGUGAUCAUCAUCCUGGGGGUGGCUGUGACAGUCUUGGCUUUGCAGUUGGAAGCUGACAAGGGAAAAAUUCUACUGAACAAUGGUGGAUGCAAUGCCUCAACAGUCAAGUUUCUGGCUUCCCUAAGACACAACUUCUGCAAUCAAAAUCAGUAUAAUUCCUCAGAUAAUUCCCCUUGCAAAGUGUGCCCUGUACAAUGGCACCUCCACAGGGACAAGUGCUACUGGGCAUCAGAAAAUAUUAAAAGCUGGAAUGAGAGCCAACAUGACUGUUCAACAAGGGAUUCUCAACUGCUGGUCAUCCAAGACAAGGAGGAGCUGGACUUCAUAAAAAACAUUACAAAAAAUGCAAAAUUCUGGAUCGGACUGUCACUAUCAUUAGCAGACAAUAAAUGGAUGUGGAUUACAGGCUCCCAGCUUGAUCAGAGUCUAUUUCCAGAACCAAAGUAUGCCAAAGGGAACUAUUGUGGCAAGAUAAAGUCUGAACUCGUCGCUGAAGCCUGCAGUAUUGAACUUAGAUGGAUUUGCCAGAAAGACUCUCUUUUACUGUAAUAUUUAAGCUUGAUACAGAUAAUAAUUAUGUGGGGUUUUGUUAUUUGCCAGGAGUGCACAAUUUUUAAAGACACUGAAUACCGAGAAGAUUAUGGAAGGCAUUUCUCUAUUUUCA
Messenger RNA from Podarcis raffonei (Aeolian wall lizard), 3986 nucleotides. RefSeq names its product killer cell lectin-like receptor subfamily F member 1. Bases 3185 to 3871 code for a protein of 228 amino acids. Lineage: Eukaryota; Metazoa; Chordata; Lepidosauria; Squamata; Lacertidae. The record is from RefSeq and is a predicted model, not a curated record. The transcript has 6 exons.